This is a messenger RNA of Carassius carassius (crucian carp), 644 nucleotides long. RefSeq names its product glutathione S-transferase 3, mitochondrial-like. Bases 137 to 559 code for a protein of 140 amino acids. Gene Ontology annotation, cellular component: endoplasmic reticulum; nuclear envelope; membrane. The record is from RefSeq and is a predicted model, not a curated record. NCBI's taxonomy places the organism in Eukaryota, Metazoa, Chordata, Actinopteri, Cypriniformes, Cyprinidae. Gene Ontology annotation, molecular function: glutathione transferase activity; glutathione peroxidase activity. The transcript has 4 exons.
CUCCUCCUGGAACUCGCCUUUUAACACAAAUAACAACCGUGCGUGAGCUGCAUGAUUGUGCAUUUUCACCUUCAAAUAAAAGAAGACCAGCUCGUGCUUGAGACAGUAAACGAAUCCUGAACGCUACGUCUAAAACAUGGCGAUCGAAAGCCUGCUACCUGCCAACUUUGGCUAUGCAAUUUUUACGUAUUUGUAUAGUUUUGUCAUGUUGACGUAUCUCGGGUUACAAGUUGGUGGUGCACGAAAGAAGUAUGGAGUUAAGUAUCCCACCAUGUACAGUGAUAAGGAGCAAGUGUUCAACUGCAUUCAGAGAGCUCAUCAGAACACACUGGAAGUGUAUCCACAGUGGCUGGUCUUCCAGACUAUUGCUGCAUUAGAGUAUCCUAUCGCUGCCUCUGUGUUAGGAGUUAUCUGGGUUACUAGCAGGUUCUCUUAUGCCUGGGGUUACUACAGUGGCGAUCCUGCUAAAAGGAUGCGUGGUGCGUACGGAUACAUCGGGCUGUUUGGAGUCGUUCUGCUUUCCAUCUCUGUUGCUCUUAAACUGCUUGGAGUGCUUUAAGGAAAACACCACUCAGAAAAUACCACAUAAAAACAAAAUGUGGUUGCACUUAAUGUAGUCUUCAGCAGUUAUUUUUCACUUUUAA